This is a messenger RNA of Osmia bicornis bicornis, 8488 nucleotides long. RefSeq lists its product as uncharacterized. Gene Ontology annotation, biological process: lipid metabolic process. Gene Ontology annotation, molecular function: lipase activity. The coding region runs from base 864 to 3956 and encodes 1030 amino acids. The transcript is spliced from 7 exons. The record is from RefSeq and is a predicted model, not a curated record. NCBI's taxonomy places the organism in Eukaryota, Metazoa, Arthropoda, Insecta, Hymenoptera, Megachilidae.
GUUCUGUUAUAGUAGGCCACGAGGUAGCAGCUCUGGUGUUCCUGCAGGUGUACCACGACCAGCUCGAACUCUCUCUUAGUUUCUGCUGGCGCUCCAGGCUUCUCGUUUUGCCGGAGUGCGCCGCUCCGUGACAAUCGAGCUUCGAGAUCGCCUCGAAAGCGAUCCGUACAAUGAACGAUUAUUCGCGGGGAAUUGCGUGAAAUAUCAACGUGGCAAAAUUCGUGUAAAAUCGACAACAGAUUCGUCCAAAUUCCUUACCGAUCUUGAAUUGUAUCAACGACAUUGAUAUGGAAGAAAAUUCAUUUUUAUCAGCAGGUCGCGAAUCAACGACGUGAUCGAAUUGUAACAGUGUUUGGAUCAUUAUAGAUCGAUGAACCGUUCGUCAAUAACAGUUUCGAGGAGUCGAGCCUGAAGAAGCGGUGAACUCGACGAUUGCCGAUCGCCUGAGCGUUUAAAGUGCGCCGAGGCUUUUAGAAGGAGAAAGCAGGGGAAGUUGAAGAGUUCAGUCAACUGAGAAGAAAAAAAAAAUACGACGCGUUCCUUUUAUAAUUACAAUCUUUUGUAUUCAAUUUAGUUUUUCAAGACUUUGGAUGUAAAUAAAAAGAAACAAAGUUGAUGCACGUGAAAUUGCGUAAAAUUCUAAUCGAUCUUUCUUUGGUUCUCAAAUUUCGUUUCAAGAGAUUCUUCGUUAUUUUCUCUCGUUACUGCUCGAUCAACGAAGCGAUCAAUGAUGGAAUGAAAGCGCAUUGAUCUUUGCGGGUAUUCAAGUUUCUUCUCGCGAACACGUGCUCCAUUUCAUAUCGGUUCGUGGAUAAUGGAUUUUUAAGAAGAACUCAUCUUCCCGGCUGGUUUACAAACGUGAAAUGAUCGGCAAACUUGUUUUGAGCCUUUGGAUACUCGGAUGCAUCAGCCUCGACGGAGAUCCGGCGGAGGCGCAAGAGUGGCCGACGCCACUCGACGAGUCCGCGGACGAAAAGAACGAUGCAGUAAUCUUUCGAGCGGUCGUCGAAUCCAUGAGAGAAUGGUCGUUGCACAAGAAAUUGCACCAAAGGAUCAAGAGAGAGGUGUCGAAGGUAUGCUACGAAGAUGUCGGCUGUUUCGAGGACACGGGGCCCUUCAGCUACUUGGAAAUGCUCCCAUCCCCACCCAAAGAAGUCGGCACCAGAUUUCUUGUAUACGGUAGCAGGAAAGCGAGAUCAAUUCCGAUGGAAGUUCCCGCCGAUGAUAUAAAUGAUAACGCGCAUCGUGCCAUAGAUCCUGAUCUACCUACCAAAGUGAUUGUACACGGUUUUGGAUCGAGCUGCGAUCACGUAUGGGUUUACGAGAUGAGGUCCGCGCUAAUGACGGUGCACGAGUGUAAUAUAGUGUGCGUCGAUUGGGGCCCAGGAAGCGCGGUUCCUAACUACGUGAGAGCGGCGGCCAACACUCGUUUGGUCGGCAGACAAUUAGCGAAACUAAUUAGAAGUAUGAACGUACCUUUGGAGAAGGUUCACCUGAUUGGCUUUAGCCUGGGUGCUCACGUGGCUGGAUUCGCUGGUGCCGAAUUAGGAAACGUUUCCAGGAUCACAGGUUUGGAUCCUGCGGGACCCCUGUUCGAAUCCCAAGAUCCAAGGGUUCGAUUGGACAAAACGGAUGCCAAUUUCGUCGACGUGAUUCAUAGCAACGGCGAACAACUGUUGCUCGGUGGUCUGGGUUCCUGGCAACCAAUGGGUGACGUAGAUUUCUAUCCCAACGGAGGAAGAAUGCAAACAGGAUGCUCCAAUUUGUUCCUCGGCGCUGUAUCGGACAUCAUCUGGUCGAGCGCAGUGGAGGGCAGAUCGUUGUGCAACCAUCGGCGAGCGUACAAGCUCUUCACCGACUCGGUCAGCCCCAAGUGUCGUUUCCCGGCGUUUCCCUGCGAGCAUGGAUACGAUGGUCUCUUACGAGGCGAUUGUUUUCCCUGCGGAGGGAACGGUAUGGGUAAACCGUGCGGGGACAUGGGUUACUACAGCGACGAAUCAUCAGCCAGAGGUCAGCUGUACCUGGUGACCAGGGACGAAGAACCCUUCUGCGCUCAUCAGUAUCAGGUGAAGGUGUACAACAGUCGUCGCGAGAGACCCACUAGGAGUUACGGGAAAUUGCAAGUGACUCUGGUCGGAGAUGGAACUUUCAACGACAGCUUCGCAAUGACGCGAAAGGACGAGGAGCUUCUGGUAGGAUCGAUUCUUCAGAAGAUCGUUGUACCGCAUCCUGCGAUUUCGAGUAUGGAGGCUAUCGAGAUCAAGUACACAGCGUACAGCGGUUGGAUCUCUUCGGGCUUGGUGUCUUGGAGCAUCGACAAGGUGGCCAUAAUCGACAGUUUCGGCAAAACCCUAUCCAUCUGCAGGAAAGGUUUAACCUUGGAAUCCGGCAAACCCGUCUACCUUCCUCUAUUCCCCGGGGAAUGCAAUAUACCCCUAGAAUCCGACAACUCAACGUCCCCGGUACUGGGACGACUUCUGCAGGAGAAGCAAGGAGGCAUCGGCCCGUUCACCAAAGAACAAAACUACGAUCCGAAAGACAGCUUCUCUGUGGAAAGCUUCUCGAAAGACAGGACAUCGUCGGUAUCCUCCUCGAAAGGUUUAGGCCCCUUCACCAAGGAGCAAAAUCUGCGGAUAAUCGAGCGAAAGGAAAGCUUCGAGGAUAUCGGUAGCCGUCGCAGUUCCACGAAUCCUUGGAACAUCGUCGACAUAUCAGCCGACGGAGACUCGAAUUCUUUAGAAAACUCGGAUGCCGAGAAAGGCAGAGGAUUCUCCAGCUCCAACUUCUUCACCAAGCCUUCUUCCUCGGAUCGUUCCAUAGAAUCGACCACAGAAUUCCUGCCAGAGAUCCGGGAACCAGUGCUGCAGGUGAACAAGAAGGAGACUGGAAGGUCCUUGAAGUUCCCCGAGAUAACGGAGCCAAUCCUGAGGCCGCGUUCCGCCAGACAGAACAGCAGGAACGAAGUUCACGUUCGGGAUAAACAGGACGAGAUACAAGAGACCUCCUCCACCACCAGAUCGUUCACGGUUCAAUUUCUGCCAGAGAGGCUGGCUGGGAUCCUGGCGCAAGCCGAGAGGUACGCCAGGCAAACUCUUCUUCCUUUAAUCUCCCAGUACACUCCUAGUUUUAUGACUGGAACACGCUACGAGGAGCCCAAGUACUUUCCACCCUUGGGUGAGAUCACUUCGGAGGACUAUCAGGAUAAAGCGACUGUGAACGAGGACGAAGACGAAGCUGAUGAAUCCAACGAGACAGCCAAGAGCGAACAUUCUUCGGAAAAUGUUUCAGAGGAAGUAUCUGCGAUUGUUGAGGAAGUUUAUCGGGACAAUGGUGGAUCAAACUCGUCGCGAGGUGAACCGAACAACGAAUGGGUACCUAUAGAACCUUCCGUUACUGUUUCUUCUAGGAAGGAUUACAAUGUCUCUAGGUCCUUGAGUUGGGAACACGAGAGGUACAACUGGUCCACGCAGUCAGAGCCAGAAAGCAAUGAUUUCGAUACCAGAAUCGACGAUUGGGUGCCCAUCACGAUUAAGAACGAAGUUAGAACUUCUCAAUCAUCGAACAAUGCUUCGAACGAAGUUCCAACAGGUGUCAAGGAUAUGGAAAUUAAUGUUCAAGGAGAAUCUGUGACAACUGAAGAUUCUAAAAACGAAUCUAACGAUUCAGGGAAAGACGAGAGGAAGUUUAUACCUUUGGUUGACCCGGAGGAGGAAGAAUCAACCACGACAACCUCGAACGAUGUCUCAGAAACUCGUUCGAGCACCUAUUCUCAUAUCCAGAAGAUUCCAAGACCGACUGGGACGAGAAACAAUCAAUCGAGUGGGAAUUUAACGAGGAGGAGUAUGGUCUUUCCUUACGCCUAUGAGAAAAAGAAGGAUCCUAGGACUAGGUACAUACCUUUGAUUCCUGAAGAGGACUUGGGAAGGUCUCGUUGGUCCUUUGAUAGGGAACGAUGAACUUAAACUAUUUUCUUAACGUAGAACUCGUCGUGCGAUCGUGAUUGUAAAUGUUUCUACGUGGUCUGUCGCCAAAAUGAUGAGAUUAAGUUCUGGAAGUUAGAUACUGACUGUCGAUCAUUCUUCACUUUUACUUUCGUAAUAAAGAUUUUUAAACAAUCUUGUAAGUUUUGAAGACAGACCAUCGUCGAAUUUGUUGUUGCAAACGUUGAUUAAUUUUAUGCCAGUGCAGUAUGUGCAGUUGUUCAGGAUCAUCUGUAACAUUGAUGAGAAAAAAAUGAACGGCUUUAACGAAGAAAGCUUUAAUAAUGUUUGGUAAAAAUUGGAGCCUUAACUUUAUUUUUGUAUAUAGGAAUUUUUUUACAAUAUAUAUAUAUAGCUUCGCUGAAAUCUGUUAUCUUUCACAUUCGUUACCGUUAUUAAUUCUUAGUUAUUAAAAUUGUUAUUAUCAUUAUCAUCAUCAUCGUCAUCUGUAAUAGUUCCCCAUCGCGUUUUAUUUAUGCCGAACGGACGAUCAUAAAAGUGAAAUCCCACUUUUUUUUUUCUUUCUUUCUUUGUUUCUUUGUAUAUAAUGACCCAAUGAUUCUCGAAGAAUCGAAAUAGUAUUAUAACUUCUUCUUCGUUAAUUAAUGUAUGUACAGCUAGUGUCCAGGUGAGCCACAAUUAAUCGUGGAUCAGAAGGACAAGAUAGUCAAAAAUGUAUGGAAGAGACGAUUUUAAAUGGACUUCUAUCGUGUAUCUAUAAUAUACCUGUUGUUUUUACUUAAAAUAAAUAACCCUCUUUUUAAGAAGAAAAAUGCGCCUUACAAGUCCGAUUUUACGUACCUUUUUUUUUGUUCUUUUUUUUUCUUUUUUAAAUCACUUGCAUUCUGUCAUUCUCUCAUUCACUCUCGUUCUGUGCCUUUCUGUCCUAUCUCUCUCUCUCUCUCUUUCUGUUGACGAUCAUCUCUCACGAGCAACAAAUUUACUUCAGGAUAUGCCCACUCCUGAUAUGUUCGCGUCUAUUAAAAAUAACUUGAUUCGCAGUCCUCGCUUCAACGUUUCUUCAGGUACCGAUUGACGCGUCGAAACAGAACGCAUCGUUCCACGUUGGGUCGACUCGAUGCAAAAGUAUAAAAGACAAUUUUCGUUUCGAUGGUCCAAAAAAAAAAAAAAUUGAUUACACAUCUUCGAAAUUUCCUCUCCUUUCCACUCUUCGACUGCUUGGAUACUGAAAAUAAACAGGUACCCUCCAAUUUAUAGUCGAAAUAUAGAAAAAUUUGAUAGUCGAAAUAUACCUGUUGUCCAGUAAAAAUUAGGAUUCUUGCAUUGAUUCGACAGGACGAAAGAAAAAUCUUGGUUUCUGGUCGACGGUGUAUUCCGUUAGGCAAGGAAGAAGGGACUGCGAAUGUAAUGAAAAACUUACUACUUACAUACAUAUUUAACAAACACGCAGUCUUAUCAAGUAGAACCCGUGAACGAACUCUGACAAGUAAAAAGGUAUAGUAGUAGCCUAUUAUAUUAUAAUAUACUCUAGUAGAAAUUUGGUUCGACUUGUCCCGCAACCAGGGCGACGAAACGAUUGACGCUUGAAACGCAAACUAAUAAUAGUUACCCAUUAUUUCUUGCCACGUGAUUUACUACACAUACACAGUAUCAGUCCACAAACAAGAAACAUUCAAAAGGAAACAUUUUUUAAAUAUAGCAUCAGGUCUGAGAUAAUAUAAACUAAUUUGAUUGUGUUAAUUUAAGGUCGUAAGUAGAGACCUUUACCGAUGUACCCAUGACCUAAGAACUAAAAUAAAUCAUUCAAGUUUAGGAAGACUAUUCGAAUACAUUCUGUCAAUCGUCUCACAAAGAUACUGUAUUUGUGUAACACGGCAUAACUAAAAAGCAGUACGUACUGCUUGCCACAUCGAGUUUGUUUCUCUAUUCGUGUUCCAAGCUCGGAAUAAACAAAUUCAAAUUACACAAUGUAUUUCAUCAGACAUGAUUCUAACAAAGAACCAUCCGUACAUUUGUACCGUGUUUUUUAAACGCGCUUCGAAGAGACACAAACUCGAGGAAGCAGUCAAUAAACAUACGCUAUUCCCACUCAUUCAGACAUUCGCUCGUUCUAUAGAUAAUCAUGUACAUUUUGAGUUCCGUUUGCCUUCUCUAUUGAACGUUACAAACAACGUGUGCGAAACGUUCGUUUCAUCUGAGCUCGCAAUCGUUUUGUAUUCUCCAACGACCAUGGUUAUCUUCCUAUUUCUCACGCUUUGUUCACUUUCCUUGGAACACUUAAGUUAUUAGCGCUACGACAUACAAAAGAUAAGGCCGCCACGAUAAUACACUGACUAGAUCAGUUUCAUUUGCUCUCUCUCUCUCUCUCUCUUUCUCUCUCUUUUUCUUCCACCCGGUUUUCUCUUUUCUUCUCGAAAAAUUCUGGACCAUCGUCCAUCAGUUUCUAUAUCAACAAAAAUAUUCAGGACACGGUAUCUCUCUGGUCAACAAAAUAUACUAUGUGUCUCCAUUCGUAUCCUGAGCACUAAUCUACGACACGCGUGACCACGUCACGCGCUGGGGAAGUAUCCUUCGACCGGAAGUGUAAUUAAAAACCUCGUAUAAGCACAGCAUAGGCCCUGAUUAAUUCUCUAUAAUAUACGCAGGGUGCUAUCAAAUUCGUGGUACAAGGAAGAAAAAUGAUGCGCCGUCAAUUUUCACGCGCCCUGCAUACAUUUCGCGAACGUACACAAAUGAAGACGGCAAUGUCGUUUCGAGCAUAACGUACAAUUGUAGGAUGUCGAUCUCAUCGAGAACCUAACGAUCCAGUCUUUCCAACGAUACGAUUUUAAAACAUAUUCUUAAAACCGUGAAAAACUUUUAACACGUUCCCUGCCACACCGAAUUCUCAAUCAUUCGCACGCUCCACAUUGUAGAUAGUAAUUUUUGCUUAUUAUAUAUAUCUUACAAUAUUCAUAAGAUUGCAAAAAUUAUUCUUAUUAACGUACAUACUACGGAAAGCGGCAAUAUUUGUUUUAAACUGACAGAUGAUUAGGGGCAGAAAACGUAUCAAUCGAAAUAAUUUAUUACUUUUCAUUUUGUCCUCGAAAAUUUCAUGAUAAAAAAAAAAAGGCGCCGUUUUCUCUCGCAUCUGUGUCUCCGUUUCGACGUGCUUGUCUCUAGUACAAGAGUAACGCGUCUAAGGACGAACUAAUUAAAGGGAGACGGAUUUAAGGGUGCAACGUACUAAAAAACCGUAUUUCUCGACGUGGCUGAAUUCGUAUCUCGAUGUGUAUCGUCGUCACGAUGAUCGGUAAAAUGUCGGUUGACAUGGAUAAGGACGGAGGUGGCUAACUAGGAACUGCGAGGCACUGCAAAAGGUAAGAACACGAGCAACGUUUCUCUACUGGCAUUCGUUUGCCGCAGUCUCACGAAAUUAAACGUGUUUUAUUGCUUCUGUCUACCCUUCUGAAAUUUUCCAUCUUUCUCCUUUAACCCUUUCUCUACGGCGAAGCUGAUUAAAAAGUGUUAUCAUUUGUCUGUUUGGAAGAAGCAAUCGAUGGCAUUGAAAAUUUGAUUGAUUGGUAAAAAGGUGGCCAUAGGGCUAUCACUAUAGUAAGCUUUGAUGCAUAACAAACUAUUACUAUAGCAGCCUUUCGUACAACGCGAUGAUCUCUACGAAUGGACACUAUACGUAGCAAUAGUUUCCACAGACUAUCACUAUAGUAGCCAUUCGUUCAAUGCGAUAUUCUCUACGAAUGGUCACUAAAGUGCUUUUCGUACGUCGAAUUCAUCGAGAAAUUCUACAAAAUACUACUGCAAUGGCUUUUUGUAUCGAAAGGGUUAAACCAGGGAAAAAUAUCCUGUUCGCGAAAUACUAUUAACGUACCUGGCGUUAUCUAUAACGAAAGGAUCUUGUACAAUUUAUCGGGGCUUCCCGUCGCAUCGGGUACAUGGUUUUUAAAUACGGUGCAGCAACGUAGCGUCGAAAGGACGAACGAUCGUCGCGCGUAAAAAGAACUUCCGUCACGCUGACAGCUUCAACGAGCAUAGUGUCCUAUUGGAUCAAUAAUGUAUGUAGAUUAUCAAAAAACAUCACAGUCGGGUUACUAGAUUUUAGAGAAGCGUCUGCUGAAUUCGUACUCGGUUAUACUUCCACUGAACCUUGCUUCUCUUCAAGUUCGACGAAAGUAUAGUCGUUAUUCGAUUACUUUCAGUCCUUCUUUAACACGCGACUGAAUCGUUCGACGCGAUUUUCCUCUGCAACUGAAUAGAUAUUUUUCAUAUUCACUUUUUCUCCUUCAUGGAACGACUUGAAGCGGUUCUUUCCGUAGGCGCCUCCGAGCGAACCAUAAACACAGAGUGUUUCGAAGUUGAACAAUCAAAUUUCACCGUUGUAUUUGAUUAAAAAUUUGAAAAAAAAGAGAAGAGUUCCAUAAUAUUUCGAAUUAUUUGAAAUUCUUCCUUUGUUGAACCUAUAUUUAUACCCUCGAAGUUUGAUCGUUCAAUUUUCGAACAGCCUGUAUAUCAUCAAGAAAAUAAAAAAAAAAAAAAAAACUCUAAAGGAA